UUGGGAGGCCGCCCUCCGUUUAAGGACAACUCCUCGUUGGGACCUCCGGGGUGGAGAUCAGCAGAAGCCCCAAGAGGAAGAAAUAGCCCUCGCUUCGUUGGGGAAAGAAGCCUUUUCUUUAGCCCCAAGAGCAGCCUUGGCUCGCCCUUUCUUGUCGCCAUCUCUGGCAAGCAUGGCUGACACCUUGAGAAGACUAAUCCACAAUGAGACCUGCAGGAUUUUGCAGGAGAAGCUGGAAAGUUGGUAUAAAGACUAUUACAUUAACUCAUGUAAUAAAAAUUUGACUCAGUGCUGCGAAAUCAUGGAGCUGAAUUCUGUGAUCCAGGGACAGCUGUUUUCGAUUCUCAAUCAAGCUUGUCGAGAAGGUGGCAAUUAUGAAAGUAUGGAAAUAAUAAAAUCUCGUCUCCUCCCAUGGUUGGGUACUUGCUUUUCUAGCCCCUCCUCUGGAAGCACCCUGGACACAUGUUCUUCUGUAUUACAGGAAUCCCUCGAGAAAGACAGACUGCUGAGGGAGUUAAGCAGCGUUCGGAGUUUUGAAGUUGAACAGCUGGAAAAAGAACUGAGUGCCACGCGGUUACGGCUGAAUUUGGUGCAACAAGAUCUGGCAGAAGCCAAGUUGUCUCUUGAAGACACAAAGACCAAAUCAGCUACUACACUUUUGGCAGCAGAAGAUGAAAUUGUUCAGCUAAAAACAGACCUAAAUGCUUCUCGGGCAAAAUCAGAUAGCACUUUGGCGACUCUAGAACAGCUGGAGGAGUACGAGAAUCACCUUCAGAGGAUGAAGGAUGAAAUUGCUAUCCUUCGGGCUGAGAAGUCUCUUCUUCACAGCAGACUUGCACGAGGUCGAUCUCCUUCUCCUAGACUUGCCCGAAGUAGAUCUCCAAGUCCGCCUCAAAAUUUUUCGCCCAGCUGGGGAAGACUUACUCAUGCUUUGCGCCACACUCGCCUCGUGGAACGAUUCAAUAACGUUUAUUCUCAGGAACGCCUAAACGCUCAAAGUCUCUUGAGGAGCUACACCGAUGAUCUGGAAACGGCGCAGAGAAUUAUCUACACCGCUGUUGUGGAGUCCUUCUAUGUAGCAAAGAAGGCCUUCAGACAGUUCAAAAUGCGUGUUAGGAAGACCCUGGCCCUCAGUUACUCAGGGUCUGAACCACUUGAAGAUAUGGUGAUGGAGUAUAUAAUUCGUCAGGAAGACCUCUAUGAUGUUCAGUCCAGCGUCAGUGAAGUCAUCUGCGCUCUGAACAUCAGUCCUAAGAUUUCUCUCCCAGGCGUUGAUUUCAUCAUGAUCAGUAGCUUGAUACGAGAGUUAUGCCGGAUAGCUUUUUCCAUGCAAACUUUAGAUCCGCCCCUUGACGUUUCUUUUGGUACAGAUGGAGAGCUGUUCAGCGAGUACAAGUACCGUCGCAGCUAUGAUUCUGAUUUCACAGCUCCACUGGUGGCUUAUCACAUCUGGCCAGCGCUCCUGGAAGAGGACUCAGUGAUUGUGAAGGGAGAGGCUGUAACUAAAAGAGGUGCUCUGUGGUCUUCCAGAAGCAGAAACAGGAGUCAAAGUCGCAGUCGUAGUGCUAGCCCUCUGUCUCGUAGUACAGGAUACUCUCGGAAUUUGACAACUCGAAGCCGGAGUCCUUCCCCAUUAAGGAACGGAAGCCCAAGAAAGUAGAUUCUCCAAUAGGAUAUGGGUUUUUUUGAUUCUGUUCAUCUCGACCCAUCUGCUUCUACGGUGCCUUCUCCAGUUCCAGUAGUACCUCAAACUACAGUUAAAAUAAUGUGAACAUCUGCUUUGAAUACCUCCGACAAAGCUUAAUAUGUUUUUUAUAACUCUUCAUUUUUUUUCCAGCAAAAUGAAUGCAGCCACGAUUUUAAAAUUGCAUGUGCAUUUGAAGGUUUCUUGAUCUUUAAAGAUUGUUUACAUAGCUUGUGACAUCACUUCCUUUUGCAGAAUUCGGAGGGCGAAAUGGGAUAGGAUGUCGGCAUUCAAUAUAUUGUGAUAGCAGACUUUUAGGGUUUAUUUUGAGAACCGCAAUAUGUUGAGGCUGCAUUCCUAUAUUGUGUGUAUUUGCUUGCAACUGAGUUUUGAUUAAACUCUGUGGGACUUAAUACAGAGUAGAUGUGUUUUAAGAUUGCAUGGUACGGAUGUCUUUUGAAGUAUAAUCACAAGAUGGUGCUUAUUUAGGGCAUUUGAAUAAAAUUUAGGGCAUUUAGUCCAAUUGUAAGAAAUGGAAUGAAAGAUGCCUAUUGUUGCUAAGAUCAAGCCCAGUGAAAAUAUAUAGCUAUAUUUUCAUGGAAAUAUGAUCGUAACAUUGUGGUUUUUACAUAAUUAUGUAACUGUUGAUGUAAGAAUUAGAACUUUUUAUUUCAGCAGUAGACAUGUACUCAAUUUCACAAUAACAGGGAGUAAUCUUUUCUAUUGCUCAUGACUGUAUAAAUAAAACACCAUCUUUAUUUUUAAACCUAUAAGAAAUAUACACCACUUAGACUUUUGAAACACAUUUUCAUUAAUGUUUCACAGGGUUACCUACUGGAACAUGUAUUUUCUUCUCUUUAAGGAAUUGACCCCUCUGGCUUUGCUUAAUGCCAGAACUAAUGUGCCCUUAAAUCUGUAUAAUCUGAAGGAACCCAAAUGUUCCACACAUUUCAAUUUUUCAAGACUCUACAAAGAGCGCAGAGAA
Messenger RNA from Thamnophis elegans (Western terrestrial garter snake), 2669 nucleotides. RefSeq names its product spermatogenesis associated 18 (gene SPATA18). The record is from RefSeq and is a predicted model, not a curated record. Gene Ontology annotation, biological process: mitochondrial protein catabolic process; mitophagy by internal vacuole formation. The coding region runs from base 173 to 1660 and encodes 495 amino acids. The transcript is spliced from 13 exons. Gene Ontology annotation, cellular component: mitochondrial outer membrane. Lineage: Eukaryota; Metazoa; Chordata; Lepidosauria; Squamata; Natricidae.